AGACGCUCCAAGGUCAUUUUCGUCCAUGUUAGUCGGCCAUGUUGGAUUGCAGUUCCGUUGCUGUUCGUUUACACAUCGAUUUUUCCGUUUAUCCAGCACUUAUUCACCACGUAUCUUGAUGCACAUUGUUUACAAAUGUUGCGUUUCACCUCAUUAUUGUUUCCGUUUCUGUUAAAAUUAGUUAUUUCGUUCGUUUCGAAAGUUUUUACCAGCAGGUCAGUGCAUUCAUUUCAUUGUAAUUGUUUCAUAUGUUGCAUUCAUACAUAGUUUCAGGUUUUUAGUUGUUUUUCCGCUAAUACUGAACUAGUACUGUCUAGAAGUUUUGGAAAUUAUGCGCAUGAGCAUGUUUGGAUGGCGGAAGCGGUUGUUUCCAGUUCAUUCGUUGGUUGCCGUUAUUGUUGCUGGCUCAGUUGCUUACUUAACAUGUAGAAAUCUGGAAAAAACAAUGUCUGUCACAUUCAUGUUUACAGCAUGCAGCAAUAUACGAGUCAGUCUGAUGAGGAGAAUACAAUCAGAGUUGAUAUUAGCAAAGUUUUCGAAGAGCAAAUUAAACCUGAAGAAUUUAGAACCUGGGAUGACGUUGAAAAAGCUUUGAAGCUUUUUGAGAAGUUAACAAACACCCGGUAUAUUGUGAAAGAAUCGAAAUUAAAUAAGGAUGAGCCACAUGUGAAGUAUGACUAUGCGGUGUAUGUAUGUACUUUUGGAUACAAAAGGAAAUCCGUAAGCAAUCACAUCCGCCUUAGAGGAUCUAAAUACUGUGGUUGCCCAUCAAUGAUACGAAUCCGAUAUCAUUGCAAUGAAUUCAUUAUACCAUCUGUAUAUAUGAUUCAUAAUCACUAUUGCACUCGUGAUUAUUUAAUGAAGGAUGCUAGAGCACGCAAAUUAGAUGAGUCUGAACUUUCUAUAGUUAAGCCGAUGCUGUCUGUUUCAUCCGAUCCUGAAAAGGUUAUUGAUUACGUUGCAGAACGAUUCCAAAAAAGGAUGACGUACAAUGAUCUACGAAAUAUAAGAGCUACUGUAGUUGAAGAUUGUGAUUUACAGUCAGUGGUUUUUUCCAGAUUACACCAAGCUGGCAAAUUGGUUAUAAUUCGGGGUGAAAACGAUGGAAGAAUAAAAAUAGCAUGUUUUAGUUCAAAUAGGCAAAUCGAAAUUUACCACAAAUUCCCUGAGGUCGUGAGUUUUGAUUCCACCUACAACACUAAUAGAGGAAACUAUAAACUGUUUCAAUUUGUUGUUACAGACUCUCAUGGAAAAGGUCUGCCGGUUAUGUUUGCAUGGAGUAGGCAGGAAAGGCUGGAUGAUUUAACAACGAUUCUGGAUAAAUUUAAAUGUGUGAUGGGUACGACUUCCAACACAGAAACGUUUGUCAUGGAUUGCGCAAAAGCAUUGAGAGGUGCCGUUGAGACAACGCAUCCACUUUGCAAUAUAAUAUUGUGUGCAUUCCAUGUUUCUCGUGCAAUGCGUAAAAAGACAAAAAGUAGGCUUGUUAGGCAGUACCUGUCGAGUAUGAUUCGCGAGGAAUCAAUUCAUGGAUUCUACACAUACCUCGGUCUCAUACGGCAUCUGGAUCCCCGUUUUGCGAGGUAUGUACACAGACACUGGCUGCCUUUGAAGAAACUUUGGGCAGCAGCAUUCAACCGUAGUGUUUUGUCACUUGGCAAUAACACUAACAAUCGUGUUGAAAGUUUACACAGGUGGAUGAAACGGAAUUUAUCAAGAAGUAUUACACUACAUAAAUGUAUGUGGGAGGUGUACCGCUGGAGUGACAGGAGGUUGCGGAGGAUUGAUGGCGAACGAGAUGUGAACAUAAGAGUGCUAGACAACAGGAUACCUGGUUUGCAACCCUUACUGUCAAAAUUAACAGAGUAUGCCGGGAAAAAGGUUAUUGCAGAUUUCAGAAGAGUAAGAAGAGCCCGCAUUGAAAACCGUAUUUCCCACAACGUAUUUUUCGUCGACGGAUUCACACACCCAAUAGUUGAUAUGGCUAGAGGUACAUGUACUUGCAGUGUGUUCACCACCUGCAAGUAUCCUUGUCGUCAUAUGGUAAUCGCUCAUCUGACUUAUCCCCAUUUUGAAGGUAAGUGAGACGCACAUUGAUCUUACAAUACAGUUGAUCGCGUUCUGAGGAAUUGUCGACGAUGGAUGCUCGCUAACAGAAAUCCACUACCCGUAUUAAAUGCUGCACCGGUAACACGAAACAGUGACAUCGAAAACUAUCAAAAGUUGAAGCGGAAGUUUUGUAGGUUUCUUGACGAACGGGUAAAUGCAGGUUAUGUGGAAAAAGCAACUGCCUAUUUAUUGUCUUCGUAUAACCGGUUAAAGGAAGGAAAGGAGGAUGUAUGAGACAUCAGUGAGAACGUGGAAUGGCCCUCUUUAGGGCCACCAAAUACUGAUUUCAUUGAAUUCAUCAGUUUUACUUUAAAUUAUGAAAUCGGAUAAGUAGGGUAGGAAGAAAUUAAUCCGCAAUGUCAGUAAUGAUUGUGAAGAUGGUUUCCGAGUAAUUAUGAAUAGUGAAUCUGUUGUGGAGAUAGGAUAUACAUUUUUUACCGAAAAAAUCAUCUGAAUGUCCUAUCUAACCUUAUAAUUCUAAGACAGUGUUAAGUUGGUUAAUAAGGUUGUAGCUGUAGGAGAUCAUGCAAAUAAGGUUGCAUCUGACUAUGAAUGACUUGUUGGCUUUGUACUGGGUAACUUCUACACCCAAGAAGCACGAUUAUAUAUAUAUAUAUAUUUAUAAUAUAUAUAUAUAGAACAUGUAUCCGCCCCAAACUUGAAUAUUGUGCACUCGUGUAUAGUAGCCUAAGGUCUGCAGACUGAAAAAAAAUCGAAGGUGUUCAGAGAAUCCUAAGAAUAUCCUCAGGUAUCGAUGUAUCUGGUGACCUAAUGGGUUCCAACUUUCCAGAUCUCCGAAUUCACUACUCACUUAAUUAUCAUUUACCUACCUCAGAAUAAUGUAUUUGUUUACGCACUGUUAUACUCUAUGUUAACUACCUAUGCCAUUAUUAAAGCUAAAACUUUCUCUUUGUUCAGAAGAAAACGAAACGAAGUUUGGGUUGUCGCUCAACUUUGACGGUGACCUUAAUGGAGGGUUCACAAUUUGACAUUUAUAAGAACCUGUUCUGAUUGAACAAUUCAAACAUUUGAAAAAGUGUAAAUUAAUGAUACUUACGGAUUGUAAUUUAUAACAUAACUGAUCGUGCCUGUGAAAGUGGCAUGCAUUUCUUGUAAACAUAUCCGUUUCUACGAAAU
Messenger RNA from Trichobilharzia szidati, 3246 nucleotides. NCBI's taxonomy places the organism in Eukaryota, Metazoa, Platyhelminthes, Trematoda, Strigeidida, Schistosomatidae. The record is from the annotation of a GenBank genome assembly.